UUUGCGUUAGUAUCUGUGCGGACGGGAGAGUUGGAGGCAGUUGUUUUGUGGGACUCGCGGGGAAUGGCAAACUCCACGGUAUCCUUGGAAACAUCCGACUAAAUGACAAUGGCCGAGGCUAUCUGCUGCACUUUGGUGAACUGUAACUGUGACAGCUUCAAGCCUGGGAAGCUGAAGAGGAGGCAGUGUGAAAACUGCAAGCAUGGCUGGGUAGCACACGCACUGAGCAAACUGAAGGUCCACCACAUGUACCAGAGCAGCCAGGUGGAGAUUGUGCACUCCAACGUGGUGUUCGAUAUCUGCAGCCUGAUGCUGUAUGGCACCCAGGCCAUCCCCAUCCGCCUCAAGAUCCUCCUGGACCGCCUUUUCUCUGUACUCAAGCAAGAGGAGGUCAUCCAGAUCCUCAACGCACUUGACUGGACUCUGCAGGACUACAUACGUGGAUACGUCCUCCAGGAUGUAGCGGGGAAGGUGCUGGACCGCUGGGCCAUCAUGACGUUCGAGGAGGAGAUCGCCACACUGCAGCAGUUCCUGCGUUUUGGCGAGACCAAGUCCAUAGUGGAGCUGAUGGCUCUGCAGGACAAGGAGGGCCAGGCAGUGUUGGUUCCCAGCACCCGCACCAACUCUGACAUCCGCACUUUCAUUGAGCGCAACACCCCACGCACUGCCACCAACCUCUCAACAUCCAAAGUCGAUAAGCUGAGCAGCAGUAGCAUGCACCACUUUGAGAACUUUGUCAACAGCAUGGCCUUCAUGCUGCCCUUCCAGCUGUUAGGCUCGGUUCCUGCACCGUUUCUGGGCUCACCCACAGGGGCACCGCAGCACCAGCAACACCAGCAGCACCAGCAGCCAUGCCGUGGGUCAAUGGAGCAGCAGAGUCAGAGACGCGACGAUCAAAGUCGCGAUGGUCUAGGGAGGGACAACCCCGUCCCGCUUUCACACCCUCCUGAGAGCGGCCUGCUAGGUUCCAGCUCUGUUUCGUUUAAUGAUGAUCUAGACAGAAUUGGAGACAGGCCAAUGGACAGCCUCUCCACAACAACAAAGAUUGAGGCAGAGGACUUCUCCACUAGUGACAACUACUCGGAUGGACCCUCCACUCCGUGCACACCCUCCAUGAGCUCUGACAUAACACAGAUGUCACCUGAGGGCAAGCUGCGCUCCCUGGACAGGAAUGGGAGCAGCAGUGGAGGGGGAGGAUGCUCUCUGAAGAAAGGUCGAGUGUAUUGCAACGCCUGUGAGAAGACAUUUUACGACAAAGGCACACUGAAAAUCCACUACAAUGCAGUGCAUCUGAAGAUUAAGCACAAGUGUACCAUCGAUGGCUGCAACAUGGUCUUCAGCUCGCUGCGCAGUCGUAAUCGCCAUAGUGCCAACCCAAACCCACGGCUACACAUGCCUAUGAACCGUAACAACCGGGACAAAGACAUCCGGGGCAGCUCGUCUGGUGAUGAGGGCUCUCCAGGAGAGAAGAGGCCUGAAUAUGGAACCCCCAUCCCCAUCUGCUCUGCAGAAAGCCAUAAGUCAGUGCCCAGCUACAUGGUGAGCCAUGUGGACAAUGGUUCUAAACUCCACAGCAGUUCAUUCCCCAGCAUGGGCCAGAGUGGCAUCCUCUUCCCUAACCUAAAAACAGUACAGCCAGUCUUGCCUUUCUACCGCAGCCUGGUAACCCCGGCAGAGCUUGCCAACACCCCAGGAACACUACCCUCCCUUCCUCUGUUAUCCUCUUCUGUACCCAUCAAACCAAUCACGGCCCCUGAACCCUACAUGUCAGACCCCAUACCAAAGAAAAAGUCUCGGAAGUCAAGCAUGCCAAUAAAGAUAGAGAAGGAGGUGGUGGAGCGGGAUGAGCAGAUGGAUAAGGGGAGCAGCUCUGAGGACGAGGCUCCUUUUCAGGGCAGGGACAAGGAAGAGUGUGACGGAAUCCGAGCAGAAGGGCAUAUGUGCGCGGUACAAGCUGGUGAGGAGCGGGAGGCGAGGGGAGCUUACACUGGUGAAGAGAAGGACAGGGAGGGCGCCAAGCAUCUGUUGGACCACACUUUAGAUAGAGAAAUGACAGCGAGGGAGGACAAAGACGAUGGGCCAAGGCAAGCUGAAGCAGGGGUCAUCACCUCUGCAUCUUCCCCGUUCGAAGACCGACUGAUGGAGAAUCACUGUGACAACAACUCAGUCUGUCAGGAACCCAAUGGCAAUGAAGAAAGGGAGGACAGGGAACAUGCAAACUCACAGCACGAAGCUGACAAGAUUGCAGAGCUCAGCUGGGAUGAAGGUGAGCACAAGCUGACUAACGGGGGCGCUCUCCAGCUCAUAGACCGUGAGAGGGAGGGAUCGGUCGACUGUGUAGAUGACUACGGCGACUUGUCUCACUUCGACCCCAACGCUGACCUGCCACACCACUGUGAGAUCUGCAGUAAGACCUUUAAGAAUCCCUACUGCGUCAAAAUGCACUACCAAAAUGUCCACCUGAAGGAGAUGCACAUGUGCACAGUGGACGGCUGCAAUGCUGCCUUCCCCUCCCGCAGGAGCCGAGACAGACACAGUGCAAACUUGAACCUGCACCACAAGCUGCUGACCAAAGACUCAUUCAGCCCAGCCAACACCCUGUACUUGCCCUCAUCCCACUGUAGAGACAGAGACCCUGUUGCCCUGGACUACUACCAGGACCAACGGGACAGAGAUCUACCCCAUCGAGACCCAACCAGCCAGACUUCCGUCAUCUUCCGAGGACAUAAUCGCAUGGGCCUGGUCUUCCCAAUGAGCAAAGUGUCUCCUGCACCAAACAGUGCUGAGGCAUCUCCUUUAGCAGACAUGGAGGGAUUAGGAGGAGGAGGAGGAGGAGGAGGAGGAGAAGGUGGGGGAAGUGGGGAGGAUGGGGCAGUCCUGGACCUGAGCACCUCUUCCUCCGCCCCGCCUCGUGGCGGCGGCAGUGUUCGAUCUUCCUGGGACUCAGAUGGUGUUGGUAGCGAGGAAGGGGUUGAAGAGGAUGAGGAGGUGCUCCACAUGGAGGACAGUGAUGAAAGCUGCGAUGGGAUCGGCAUGGGGAGGCCUGGGGGCGAGGAGUUGGCGCUCGUGGGAGAGAGGACCCUGGGCUGCAUUGGGGGAGGACAAGGCGGGCUUCAGGGAGGUGGGGGUGGGUCUCCGAUAACCUGCCACGUCUGCCAAAAGGUCUACAGCAACAAGGGCACAUUCAGAGCCCAUUACAAGACUGUCCAUCUGAGACUGCUUCACAAGUGUAAAGUCCCUGGCUGCGAUACAUCCUUCUCUUCUGUGCGAAGCAGAAACAGGCACAGCCAAAACCCAAACCUUCAUAGGAACCUAGCUGUUAGCUCAGGGGCCACGAUGGACCAGGAGUAGGGAUUUGCGCUAAUAUGCCAACAUGACUGAUUUCCUUGGUUCUAAUUGUCUUUUUGUUGUUGUUGAUGUUUUUGGGCACCUAAAGAAGGCUCACCAAUUAGCACUUUUUUAAAUUACAUACCGUGUAUAUCCUGUUGUGAUAUUUUGGUGAGAGGAGAGAAAAAAAUAAAAGGAGUUCAUUUUCUGUGGCAAAUACAACUUUACUGUGUAACUAAUAUGUUUCCACAUCAACAUUUAAAAAUAUCCGGAACAAAUCAUUUGACAGUAAAUUCAUUUUUCAACAUUAAGAAAUGUGACCUCUAUGAGUCUCAUGAGUCCAUUGCAUUGGCUUGCCUUACAGCCCACUUUAGAAUUUAAAAAGAUUUCUUUGUAUGAACAGAAUUUGUCCGCGUGUCGUCCAAGUGAGAGUUGAGCCAUGAAACUGUAUCAUAAGAGUUCUUUUUUUUCUCGUGUUUUUGUUGUCAGAUGUCCACAUCUUCCCUGUGAAGCUGUGCAUAAUGUAUUGAUCAAAAGCAGUAGUGAAGUAACCUCUACAUGUGUCCUUUUGUUCAUUUGGACAGUGUUUUAAAAAAAUAAUAGUCUUUGUUGAAAAGCUAUAGUGUUGUGAGCUUGACCAAUAAGUUAUUGUAUGGUGUUAUAUAUGAUCUGUCUUUACUGUUCUGGUUGUUGCAUACUGCUAAUGUUGACCAAAGAUUUUUUCAGUCCACAGGUGUGUAUAGAAACCCCUUCAUAAUGUGUGAGGGGUAUGCAGUAUUAAAUGGGGCCACCCAGUCUUCUCUCAUCUUCUUUGUGAUUAACAGCAGUAUUCAGGGGUAGGCUCUGUUGUAAAAUAAAAUAAAAUUCACCAAAAUGAGAAAAGAACAGCUUUUGAUUGAUCACCGUAUAAAGAAAUAUCUUGAUUUUGAUGGUGUUUUUAUAAAAAAAAAAAAACGGGGGGGACGAGACUUAAUUAAGGCAUUGCUCUUGUAUCGUUUGUGCGGUUGCUUGCAGUAUCCUGACUGACUGGACGAAAAGCGGGAAGAUAUGCUGUGUCUGGAGGCUAGAAGCAUGUACUGUGAAUGAGUCAAACACUGAGAAAUAAUAAUAAUAAUAAUAAAAAAUUAUAAUAAUGGCCCCACAUGUGAGCACACCCCAAAAAAUAUCUGGUAAACAAAAUGUUUAUUGAACUGUAUAUUCUGUGAAUAGAGUAAUUUGUUAUCUGAAAGAAACCAAAAAAUAUACUGUAUAAAAAAAGGCUAAUUUCACCUCUAACAUUACAUGUUUUCAUUUAUUUUAUUUUUUUCAAAAAUGAAUGAACGAGUACAGUUGACCUCUUGCAAGAACCACUCGUACGAGCAGAUUCGUUCUCAAGUGGCUUGUACAAAUGAUUUAGGAGAACUUGCAGCAUUCACCAUUUUUUUCGUAUUUCAAAUUUCUCUUAUGUAAGAACACAAUUUAUGAGUGCCCUGUGGCAGGGGUCAUGAGUAUUUGUCUGCUUUUAUCCAAGCUUCCAACCAAGUUUUCACAAAUGGAUUCGCAUAUUUAAUAACUUCAAAGUAAUUUUGAGUGUGAAAACACACCUAAAAUUAUACUUUAUAAUUAUGUUGACAUUACCCUUUUCCUGUUUCCUGCACUUCAAAUUAUAGGCUAAUAUAAUUCUAAUAUCACUUUUCAUUUAAAUUGGCUGUUGAUGCUAUUGUAUAACACUACAAUAUCAAGAUCUCAAACUGCAAAACGACCUAAAAUAUUUAAACCCCUCCCCUUGCAGUCAUGGAUCACCUUGGAGUUGCGAGACGUUUUUCAUGUGGAACCAUUUCUUCUUUAUUUCAGUGACAGUACGACCCUCAGUUGAAAAGGCAUUAACAGCACUUGUCUUUUUUUGCCCGUUCCUUGGCUCUAGCAGGUCCUUUAAUUCCACUACUGACGCUGAGAGAGAAUUAUGGACCUUCCUUUAUGGAUCUCUCAAAGCAGGACUUCAAUAUAGUUUAUAUGGGGUAGGAUGCGUAGCCUUAUAUGGCAGUAUUGGGGCAUUAAUUAUGCUGAUACACAAUUCUCAUUAAGGCGGGCUCAUUUACGCACAGAUAGCAUUCGUCAUGUUUACGCUGGUCAUUUACACAGUUAUCUGAAGGUAGGAGCAUUUGCUGAAUCAUGGCACACUAAUACCAGUACAAGUAAGAGAUAGUUAAGAUAAGAAUAUGAAAAUGUUCUUGCAUGAGGUCCGUUAAGUUGUACAUGUCUGAUUAUUUCACCAUGGUGUAUUGUUCUGGUUUUGCUCUGCAUUCUGCAUAUUUUUUGUUAUUUUUUACAUUCUGUAUUUAAAUGCAAUGCGGCAGAUUUAAAAUCCCAUUCGUUUGUUGUUUGGAUUUGUUAAAAAAAACGGAGUAAAGCCGACAUAUGUUGAUAGGUGUUCAUAUUUCCUUUGAUUUAAUGUUACAAUAUUCAUUCCAAUUA
Anoplopoma fimbria (sablefish) is the source of this 5781-nucleotide messenger RNA. RefSeq names its product basonuclin 1 (gene bnc1). Gene Ontology annotation, cellular component: nucleus. The coding region runs from base 103 to 3351 and encodes 1082 amino acids. Gene Ontology annotation, biological process: regulation of transcription by RNA polymerase I. Lineage: Eukaryota; Metazoa; Chordata; Actinopteri; Perciformes; Anoplopomatidae. The transcript is spliced from 5 exons. The record is from RefSeq and is a predicted model, not a curated record.